This is a messenger RNA of Miscanthus lutarioriparius, 852 nucleotides long. The record is from the annotation of a GenBank genome assembly. NCBI's taxonomy places the organism in Eukaryota, Viridiplantae, Streptophyta, Magnoliopsida, Poales, Poaceae.
AUGUCAAGUUCCACGAAUUCAACAGUGGCCGCGGAGUUGUCGGUGUCUGAGAAGAGUGGGGAUAUUGAGCCCCUACCUUUUGUGCAUGACAAACAUGGAGGCGUCAUCAUUGAGAUGACGACCCCGAUGGACCCUGGAGUGUUUUCAGCUUCCUUGAAAGCAGCGCUGGCGAAAUGGAGGGAGCAGGGAAUAAGAGGUGUCUGGAUCAAAUUGCCCAUCACCCUUUCCAACCUUAUUCCACCAGUUGUAGAGGAAGGUUUCUGGUACCAUCAUGCAGAGGAAACUUACUUGAUGCUUGCAUACUGGCUUCCAAAUACAACACAUACACUACCAGUAAACGCAACCCACCGCGUUAGUGUUGGAGCUUUUAUAAUGAAUGACAAGAGAGAGAUCUUGGCUGUACAAGAAAAGAGUGGUGUGCUUCGAGGCCUAGGUGUGUGGAAAUUUCCAACUGGUGUAGUUGAACCGGGGGAAGAUAUUAAUGUUGGAGCCGUAAGAGAAGUAAAAGAAGAGACAGGGAUUGAUGCAGAAUUUGUUGAAGUCCUGGCCUUCAGGCAGAGCCACAAAUCGUUUUUUGAUAAAUCGGAUCUAUUUUUCGUGUGCCUGCUUAAACCACUUUCAUAUGACAUUACGAAGCAAGACUCGGAAAUAGAGGCAUGCCAGUGGAUGCCAAUAGAGGAAUUUGCAGCGCAACCAUUUCUCCAGAAACAUGAGCUUGCGAAGUACAUCCUCGAAGUAGGCCUGGCUAAAGUUGACAAGGAAUAUGCAGGGUUUUCGCCAAUCUCCAUAAAAUCAGCAUUUACAGACAAAUUGUCCUUAUUUUACAUGAACCAGGACAGGGCCUCAGGAUAG